Messenger RNA from Solanum stenotomum, 387 nucleotides. RefSeq lists its product as uncharacterized. Bases 1 to 387 code for a protein of 128 amino acids. The transcript has 2 exons. Gene Ontology annotation, molecular function: nucleic acid binding; zinc ion binding. NCBI's taxonomy places the organism in Eukaryota, Viridiplantae, Streptophyta, Magnoliopsida, Solanales, Solanaceae. The record is from RefSeq and is a predicted model, not a curated record.
AUGAAGGCUAAGGAGCAAGGAAAGGACAUUACUGGGCAAAUAGGAGCGAAAAAACUGAAGAAGUUGAAGGAAGGUACCAAGCUAGAGACGAUUGGUGCAUUCACAUGCAUAGUGAUCGUCUUCACCACACUUGUAGAAACCGCCACCACCGCCAGAGUAUCUACUACCUCUGCCGCCAUAGAGUUCACUCUAGGUACAGUUCCUGGCAAAGUGUCUAGGGAGUGUACCCAGAGUGAAAGUUAUGGUGUCGGAGGUAGUAGAUACUAUGGUGGUAGUGGCAGAGGCAAUGGUGGCCAUGGUGGUGGUGGCCGAGAUGGUGGAGGCGGUUGUUACAAGUGUGGUGAGGAAGGUCACAAUGCAUGUGAAUGCACCACUGGUGGUCAUUAA